AUGCUUUCCUUAACUCCAAUUAAUAAAUAUUUUAAUCGCGAUCUUUUCAGUGAUCCAUUCAAAUCUGCCAGAAACGAAUUAACCAAGUUCGAUUCUCCAUUUGAGAUUGAUAACUGGUUUUCUGAAUUCGAUAAAGAUCCCUUCUUCAAGGAUAUUCCAAUUGAAUCCCCAUUUGAGAUGAAAGAAGAGGAUCACGAAUAUACAAUACAAUUGAACGACAUCAAAGAUAAAGAAUUCAAAGUCGAUUUCAAUAAAAAGGAAAAUAAAUUAAGCAUAGAAACAACCUAUCAAUCUACAACUAACAACGAAGAUGGAGAAUCUAGCUACACCAGUUCCUCAGUGAAUUCUGUUGUUUUCGACAAAGAAGUCAGCUUCGACGAAAUAAGAAGUGAUGCCGAUGAAUCCAACGAUUCCUUGGUUAUUCAUAUCCCUAAAAAUGUUGAAUCCUCUCAAUAA
This is a messenger RNA of Hyphopichia burtonii NRRL Y-1933, 456 nucleotides long. RefSeq lists its product as uncharacterized. The record is from RefSeq and is a predicted model, not a curated record. Bases 1 to 456 code for a protein of 151 amino acids. Lineage: Eukaryota; Fungi; Ascomycota; Pichiomycetes; Serinales; Debaryomycetaceae. The transcript has a single exon.